ACUUAUUAAUUAUUUACAUAUCCAUUUAUACAAAUUGUUGAUUAUAUCAUAUAUGAAUUGAAAAAUUCAUUAUUAAUGCGCAUAUUAUUGGAGUGGCAUAAUUCAUUUACAGAAAUAUUGUAAAAUAUUAUAUUAAUCACAAUGGCUGAAAUUGAAAUUAAAAAUACGGCUUUAAAGCUUGUAUUUAUCAUCCAUCUUAUUUUGGUAGCCUGGGGCUCACAAGGCUAUUGGAGUUCAGAUUCGUACAUUUUUGUAAAUUUGAUAUUUAUGGGAAUUUUAGUAUGGGGUAUGCAUUCAUUUGAUAAUCCUGAACCUAUCCAGCUUGCAGUGGCUGUUAAUGUUGUUGCUAUUGUUCUCGAUUUAAUAUUAGUAUCUAUUAGAUACCCAGCUGGCACAAAUAAAGUCAGUGACCGAUUUUCUGCAUGGAUGGCUAUUUUGAAUAUGAUUGCCAGACCAUUCACCACUAUUGUACUUUGGAAGAUCUAUGAAGAACGAAACGGAAAUAGAUCAGAUGGUGCAUAUGAAGAUCUCGAUAGAGCUGUUAUUACAACUUCUCCAACAACCACAGAUAUUACUGGAGGAUAUAAAUCUUCUACUGGAAAAGUAUGAAUAACGAAAUAAUUCUUAUAUGUUAAUUCAUCAAUACUAAUAAGUUUGAAUAAUUAAUGUAUUAAUAAUAAUUAUCAAAUCCAUUCCGUUUAUAGUAUAUUAUUAAAUAUACGUUGUGUUUUUUGUUGAAUCUCAUAAAGUCUACCUAUACCAUUUUAAGUGAAGUUUGAAUAUUUGUAGAGUGAAUGAGUUCCA
Molecule: messenger RNA, 804 nt
Organism: Chrysoperla carnea
Lineage: Eukaryota; Metazoa; Arthropoda; Insecta; Neuroptera; Chrysopidae
Product: type-1 angiotensin II receptor-associated protein-like
Exons: 5
Coding region: 142-609 (155 amino acids)
Biological process (GO): angiotensin-activated signaling pathway
Cellular component (GO): plasma membrane
Source: RefSeq, a predicted model, not a curated record